Molecule: messenger RNA, 3187 nt
Organism: Cephus cinctus (wheat stem sawfly)
Lineage: Eukaryota; Metazoa; Arthropoda; Insecta; Hymenoptera; Cephidae
Gene: Nopp140
Product: nucleolin 2
Exons: 4
Coding region: 119-2017 (632 amino acids)
Cellular component (GO): nucleolus; nucleoplasm
Source: RefSeq, a predicted model, not a curated record
GUGCAUAUCUUCCUACUCAUCUCUGCCGUAGCGUUGUGCAUUUCUCUACUCAUCUCUGCUGUUAGCCGGUGUUAGCAACCUCCUAGUUGUUCGUAGCUGUUCGUUAGACGCGUCCAUCAUGGCAUCCACUGGCGGCUCAGGUGUUUCUGCUUUGGUUUACAAUUAUUUACUAAAAACAGAUACAACGUUUGCCAAAGUUUUUCAGAAGAAGACAAAGGCGCCUCUUCUGUCCAAAGGAUCUGCCACCCUGGAAGAAGUGUUUCAGCACUUUCAAAAAUGUUCUACAAAGAAAGUGAAUGUAAAAGCAGAAAGUAAAGAUAGCACUUCAGACUCAAGUUCAGAAAGUGAUGAGGAACCUCCAAAAAAAGUUAAAUUGGUUAAUAAUAAAUCUGCUGCUAUUGCUGCAGUAGUGAAAAAGGAAAGACAAGAGGAUUCUUCUGAGGAUGAGUCUAGCAGCGAAGAGGAUAAACCUCCUACCUCUGCAACAGCUAAAACUCAGCUUGCAGCAAAGGUGGCUCCUUCAAAAAAGACAUCUACCUCUGAAGACAGCUCUUCGGAGGAAGAUGCUCUUAAAGUACCAGCAAAAUCAGUAUCGAUAUCAACAAAGAAUAUUGCCAAACCAGCAUCCUCUAGUGAAGAAUCUGAUUCUGAUAGUGAGCAGGAGGAACAAUCCAAUACGAAUGUCAAAGCAGUAAUAAAGGGAACAACUGCAAUCAGUACACCAAGCUCUAGUACUAAAAAAGAAGAGUCAUCUAGUGAGGAUAGCGAUGACAGUAAUGAAGUAUUGCCAGUAAAAGUUGCUAAAAAACCUGCGACAAAAGCACCACCUGCGAAGCCUCCUAUAACAAAAAAUAAACAAUCGUCUAGUGAAAGUUCAGAUUCUUCUGAGGAAGAGGCUAAGGCUCCAAAUUCUGUUAAAAGCGAAACUAAGUCUAAUGCAAAACAGGUAGCGAUGGCAGACACAAGUAGUGAUUCAGAAGAUUCAUCAAAAGACGAGGCACCCAAAUCAACAAAAGCUCCAAGCAAACUAACCACAACAAAGCAUUCCUCCAAAAAGGAUUCAUCAUCCAGUCAAGAUAGCAGCGAUGAUGAAUCGCCUGCAAAAAGGUUGAAUGUUUCAACGACUGCAAAGACUGCUAUACCUUCUAUUAAGAAAGAAGAAUCUUCUUCAAGCGAAGAAAGUAGUGACGAGGAACCACCGGCAAAGAAAGUCGCUCUUGUUAAGUCGGUUCCGAAAAAACAAGAGUCGUCAAGUGAAGAUUCCGAGGAUUCUGAUGAAGAGAAAAAAACAGAAAAAAUGUGUACAGCGAAGCCAAUCAAUCAAAAGAAGAUGAAGGAAAGUUCGAGUGAAGAGUCUGACGAGAGUGAAGACGAGAAACCAGCAACAAAGGCGCAAGUAGCAGCAAAAGAUAUGACUAAGUCAGUGCCUAAAAAAGUAUCUUCAUCUAGCGAGGAAUCGGAUUCUGAUGAAUCUGACAAUGAAAAAGUAGCAUCUAAUAUUACUGCCAAAAACAAUACUGUUAAUAUCGCCAAAUCUACAAAAUCUGUCAAACCUGCGCCCGUUAAACAAGGAUUUAGCUCGGAGGGGAGCAAUUCGAGCGAGAAAAAAACUCCUUCGAAAGAUGGAAUUCAAGGAAAACCAGAAAAGAGAAAGCGUGAAAGUGACGAAGAGAAUGAGGAAGUGGAAGGAUCCGGAAAGCCAGUAACAAAGAUUCCAAAGAGCAACUACAGUAAUUUCGUGAAGGCCAGCAAUAAUAUUAAUGGAGAUAAGCAGCAGAAGAACGUGCCUUUUCGUCGCGUACGAGAUGAUGAAAUCACAGUGGAUCCAAAAUUGGCAAACAAUUCGUUCGAGGCAAAGAGAGGCGCACGUGGAUCAUGGGGAGAAAAGGCCAAUUUGGAUUUGAAGCACACCAAGGGCAAGUCCUUCCGACAUGAGAAGACGAAGAAGAAGCGUGGUAGCUAUCGGGGCGGUCAGAUAGACACAAGUGUCAAUUCUAUUAAAUUUGAGGAUAUGUGAGCGCGGAAAACCUGAGGAAGCCUUCUCUAGUAAAACCAUGGCAGCCUGUCCGGUUGGAUGAUGCGGAAACACGAAGGAAGCUACUUGACAUUAAGCAAUAUGGUGGGCUACGUAAUUUCACUUGGGAAUUUACGAAUAGCACUCAUUCGACUCACGAGAUUAGCCUCUAGGUGAACUUGCGUUGCCCAAAAUACAAAGCUUAGCGUUACCGGUCCUCGAAUCCACGUGGUUUCUAACAAAUAUUAUUAUUGUAUCAUUCAUUUAGGUAAUAAUGAAAACGUUUUACGCUGAGCAAAAGAAAAGCAUCAACACACUUGAACUCAACUGCAUCACACCAUGCCCCUGUUUUUUUCACGAUAUCUAAUCUAACCUAACUUAACUUAACCUUCCACCCUGCAUUUUCUGUUCGCAGCAGAUUCACAAUUUAUGUAAUCUCCCUUUCCCCAGUACGAAAUUAGUCCUCUGUCAAAACGAGCGGGUGAAGUAUGUCAAUGGACUUAAAUUAACUACUAUGAUUUUAAUAUUAGACGUUUACUUGAUACAAGAUGCUAUGUUGUUAUUUGUCACAUAUAUAUUUAUUAAUGUUGCUCUUAGUAAAGCUUGACGAAUCCACGGUACGGUUUCGUUCCUGAAGGAAAUAUGCAUAACAUUUACGCAGACACGAACAUUAUUAAAACCUUUUUUUAAUUAUAUUCAGAAAUGUCAAUUCAUCGUAAAGUUUCCAUGUUGUGACUACAUAGCGCAAAUAAUGAAUUUAUCAAAAAAUGUACGCUGCAUUUUAAUGGUUUGAGCAACGAGGUUACAUAGUGCCGGCUAAGGUAUGACGUAAUGUAUGUUCGUACUGCUCAAAAGGUUAAAAAAUGUCCAGAGACAAUUGGAGAAAAACGUUAGGUGAUAUUUAUUUUUUAAAGUACAAAUCAAAGAGGAUUUGCUUAACGGACUCGUCUAUAGUAUAACGAUAGUGUGAAAUUAAAAGCUUUUAUAUUCGUAACUACUUAGUUCGCAAAAACCGUAUCUCAAUCGGAAGACGUAAGUUUAUUCGAUGUCACUAAGUUACAGUAGUGCAAGAUAAAUAACAUUCUUUGUCCAAUUUUCUCCAUUAUACUCUUCGUGAAUGAAUUGGCACCAAAUAAACUGUUUAUGUAGCAUAACAAUGAUUCUGCCAAAAUA